Messenger RNA from Cuscuta campestris, 1691 nucleotides. The record is from the annotation of a GenBank genome assembly. NCBI's taxonomy places the organism in Eukaryota, Viridiplantae, Streptophyta, Magnoliopsida, Solanales, Convolvulaceae.
CAUAUCCGUCGCUAUAUCCGUCCCUAAUAACGACGGAAAGCAUUCCGUCGCCAUUUUCCGUCAUUGUUUUUGCAUUUUCUUGUACUGUAUCUCUCUCUCUUCCCCCCUCUCCUUUUUUUUCUUUUCUCAAGAUUUCCUUCUUCCCCACGGCCAAAUCUGGCCUUAUCUUCAUCUCUCUCCCGCCCUUCUCUCUUCCCCCUUUUUUUCUGAUUCCAACAUCAUGGUUAAAUCGCGCAUUGAGCAAGGGCAAAGUUCUAGUUCUAAAAAGGAGUCGAAGGAUCCUGCUUGGCCGCAUGGAACAAGAGUUAAUCCUCCUAAUGGAAAAAGUGGUUAUGUGUAUGUCAAAUGCCAUCAUUGCAACAAAGUUAUCACUGGUGGUAUAAGCAGGUUAAAAGACCAUCUUGCUGGAACUCGUAAAAAUUCUGCGCCAUGUCCAAAGGUUUCUGAUCCAGUGAAGAAGGAAAUGUUAGCACUUCUAAAAUGUUAUGCAGAACAAAAACACAUUAAGCAGAAGUAUUUUGAUGAGAUGGUUGAUUCAGGAGCAUACUUUGGUGCUCCAAAUGAUGUUGUUUUAGGCACUGGACCAAACCCUCGUGGACCGAUGGAUCGUUUUCUUGGCCGUUGUGGAUUGACGUCUGAAGAUGGUUCAAACAAAGAAGGUGACGCCCUACCUUUGAAAAUGACUAAGGCUUCUGUGCGUGAACAACGCAAUUUAGUAUGUCAUGAUGUGGGAAGAUUUAUCUUUGAGAAUGCCAUAUCCUUCAAUGUUGCAAAUAGUCCAUCGUACUAUGCCAUGAUGCGUGCUGUUAGCAAUUACGGAGCAGGUUUUAAGCCCCCUUCUAUGCAUGAACUCCGUACAUGGAUAUUGAAAGCAGAGUACGAUGCAACCAAUGAUAUUGUGGAAGAAGUGAAAAAGACAUGGACACAUACUGGAGUGACUAUUAUGUCUGAUGGUUGGAGUGACACCAGAAAUAGAGGACUUAUAAAUAUCCUUGUCAAUAAUCAAUUUGGGACAAUAUUUUUAAGAUCGGUUGAUGCAUCAGAUAAAGUUAAAGAUGCAGACUAUUUGUUCCAAUUGCUAGAUGGUAUUGUUGAAGAAAUUGGGGAAGAAAUAGUUGUCCAAGUUGUGACAGAUAAUGCGAGCGCGUACAAGGCUGCUGGGAACUGCUAAUGCAGAAAAGAUCACACUUGUAUUGGACUCCUUGUGCUGCACACUGUAUUGAUCUCAUGUUGGAGAAGAUUGGAGAACUACCUCAACACAAACAUGCUCUGUUGAAAGCAAAGAAAGUGUGCACUUUCAUUUACAAUCGUGGAUGGGUUUUGCAACUAAUGAGGAAGGUUAUCAAGAAAGAUCUUGUUCGCCCAGGUAUCACAAGAUUUGCAACCGCGUAUUUGACCUUAGAGUGCAUUGGUAGCGCAAGAGAGGGCCUACAAAGAAUGUUUGUUUCAAAAGAGUGGACGGAGAGCAGGUUUGCGAAGCUGGCCGAAGGCAAAGAGGUGAAGAAAAUUGUCAUGGAUGAUAGAAAUUUUUGGCCGAGUGUUGCGUAUGCAGUCAAAAGUACAAAGCCUUUAGUGGAGGUGUUGAGAUUGGUUGAUGGAGAUGAACCUGCGAUGGGGUUCAUUUAUGGGGCUAUGGAUUCAGCAAAAGAGAAAAUUGCUGAAAAUUUAGGCAAUCAAUACUCUACUUACAG